UCUAAACUCAUAAAGAAGACCAGAGAAAUGUCACCCGGCCCCAAAAAAAAAAACUCUUAAGAAUAUUCGAUUAUAAUUAUGUGGAUAGAAUCCAACCGUUUUAAAUAUACAAUCAAACCGUUCGAACCGAAAUAGUUUGGUUCGGGUCGAUCAGUGCAAUAGGAGUUGGAAAACAGAAAAAGUUGUCUUCGUGAAGUCCUUGGAGCCCUAGAAACGAAUAGUUCCACCCGGCGAAGCCCUUAGCACUGAGAAGCAGUCCUCGUCGGCGAUUCCUCUCAGUCGGUCGGCGGUCGCUUGCGAUCGACCAUUGUUGGCUCUCCUUUUCUAUAUAUAAGAAAUAAGCCUUUUUACAUCCAUUUUGUCUCAAAAGGUCUAGUGAUUGCUCUUGAAGAUGAUCCGAAGAAUCACUACUCAUGCAAAUUCUAAACUUUUGACAUCUUCCAUUGACACAAUGAACCACCAAUUUUUGCAACGAUGCUCCGUGAGUGGAACUGCAAAAGGAAAAGCAAAGAUAAAGACUGGACAGCCAUUGAAGAGAUCAAAGCUGACUACAAAGAAAGGCACUGCAGAUUCUGCUCCAAAAGGUCCUGCUCGUAGGAGUGAAAUGGAGCAAUUGAUUGAUGAAUGCAUAAACGCUCCAACACCUCUUAGGCACUUAACGGCCAAACAGAGAGCACGAGAAGCUGAGCGUGAAAAGCUAGGGCUUAUUAGCAAAGACCGCCAGCGUGAAAUUGAUAUGCUGAAAAAAAGGGCAAAGAAAGGCGGAGAGGAACCGCCAGUUAUAAUGGGAACUCCUGGGUUGGAUUAUAUCACACUGGGUUUGGUUGAUGCUGAAAAAAUUCCACAGUAUGAACUGACGGUUGAGGACGGGCGGCGGUUAGCAAAGGAGUACAGUAGAGUGUUGAUGAGGCGGCACCGGGUGAGGCAGGCAGCAGAAUCAACAUUGUUGCGGUUGAAGAAAGAGGCGAUUGAGGCAUUGCCGGAGCAUUUGAAAGCAGCAGCACUUGUCCCAGAUUUGACACCAUUUCCAGCAAAUCGAUUCAUGGCAACGUUGACGCCACCAAUAGAAGGGUAUAUUGAUAAGGUCAAGGAGGCAGCAAAGAGAAGCUCUGCGAAGGAGAAGAUUAGAUGAUGGGAGCACAUCCGUUACUGUUUCACUACCUACCUGCUACUUGCAAGUUGCAAUUUGAAACCAAGGUGGAGAUGCAGUGAAUUUGACAUGUCAUAUGAUUCUUGCAAGGAAAGACUGCUGUUCUUAAAGUUGUUUUCAACACUGACUUUCCAGUGUCUAGUUAAGGCACAUUUUGCAAUGGGUGGAUCGGAGCUGGGAAUCCAUCCUUGAGUGGUUGUCAAGAUCCUCUACAGGUACCUUAUUCAUGGUUGAAUGCUCUUUUGUGAAAGUGGCUAGCUGGUUAGGAAGGUGGAGAAGUACUGUUGUAAAUAUGAAGGACAUCCAGUUUCUUUAUAUAUUGGUAUGUGGUAGGUCCUCACGGCACCACAGCAGGGUCUUAAAAUCUGCUGUCAAGAAUCAAGAUGGUGCUGACCAGUUUAUUGGGUAAGCCAGGUCAUUUGUGGUGCCAACUGCCAAAUGCUGUUUGAAGUGUUGGAGAGUUUCUGCCCGCAAAUCUGGAAUUUGAUAGAGAGAUGACUGAGAUGGGCUUCUCCAAGAAACUGCUCCAGCUACAGUGAAGGCAAGGAUGGUUAAUGGAUGAGAAGCUUUCUUCCCUUCUGAAGCACCCCAAAGAGUCUUCCUGAAACUUUGCCCAUCUUUUUCUCCACUAAUUCUAGAAUAGGAAAAAUUGACAUAAAGCCAUAGAGGAGUUGGACGACUUGGAAGGGUGCUCUUUGUAAGUGUAUCUACCCCUGCAGACAAGUACUAUUUGUUCCACCUCCUCUAAAUUCUUUUGAAGCCUUUCUAUUUCUAACACUGCAUUCAAGAUCAUCUUGGAUUCUAAGGUUGAGUCCAGAGGGAGCCCAAAUUUAUAAGUUGGCAGAGAGCCAAUUUUGUAAUCCAAAAACACGGGCAGCUCCUCCAGAUCCUUCUCAUUGAUUGUGACAGUUAACCUUAACCUUAAAUCUGCUUCGCAGUGAAGAAGCACAUAACUAAGGAUUCUCUACUGAACCUUGUUGAUAACAUAGUUACCAGAAUUGCUGCAACACCUGGAACAAAGUUUGAUUGAAAUAGAUAAUUAUCUGUUGAAA
Malania oleifera is the source of this 2202-nucleotide messenger RNA. RefSeq lists its product as uncharacterized. Bases 392 to 1132 code for a protein of 246 amino acids. The transcript has 2 exons. Lineage: Eukaryota; Viridiplantae; Streptophyta; Magnoliopsida; Santalales; Ximeniaceae. The record is from RefSeq and is a predicted model, not a curated record. Gene Ontology annotation, cellular component: mitochondrial ribosome; mitochondrial large ribosomal subunit.